UAUGUCUUGACUCAUCAUCACCGGAGCGCAUUCGGUGCUUUGGUUCCAGCCUUUGCAGAGAUCCAGCUCUAGCGAGCGACGCGACGCGACGCGACAGGCGCAGGAAUCAUGGACGCUCCGCAGCGCGCCGCCCCUCUCUGAGCUCUUCUCUGUCCUCACGCCCGCGGUGCUGAAAUCAGCCUCGACUCGACAGCAAUGUAACGGCAAUGAGACAAAGACACCGGCAGCCCGACGAACAGACCGAUAAUGGACGAUGAUUUGUUUCAGUUAAGACAGCUCCCAGUGGUGAAAUUUCGGCGUACAGGUGAAAGCACUCGCUCAGAGGAUGAGUGUGGCGGCAGGGAAGAGGCUUUGCAGGUGGAGGGAGGACGGACAGAUAUGGAGUCUGUUUCCCUGGCAGAUGGUGCUCCGGUGCCUCGGGAAUUUGCCAACCCCACUGAUGAUACCUUCAUGGUUGAGGAUGCAGUGGAAGCCAUUGGCUUUGGGACAUUCCAGUGGAAACUGUCCAUCCUGACUGGACUUUCCUGGAUGGCAGACGCCAUGGAGAUGAUGAUUCUCAGUAUAUUGGCCCCUCAACUGCACUGUGAGUGGGCACUGCCCAGCUGGGAGGUGGCACUGCUAACUUCGGGAGUAUUCAUUGGAAUGAUGAUCAGUUCUUCAUUAUGGGGAAAUAUAUCUGAUAAAUAUGGGAGAAAAACAGGUUUGAAGAUGAGUGUAUUAUGGACCCUGUUUUACGGCCUCCUCAGUGCGUUUGCACCUAUAUACGGAUGGAUCCUGUUCCUCAGAGCUCUGGUGGGCUUCGGCAUUGGAGGGGCUCCACAAUCAGUAACGUUGUAUGCUGAGUUUCUCCCCAUGCGGUCCAGAGCCACUUGCAUUCUGUUGAUAGAGAUAUUCUGGGCUUUGGGUACAGUAUUUGAAGUGCUGCUGGCUAUUUUGGUGAUGCCAACUUUGGGCUGGCGCUGGCUGCUGGCCCUCUCCACCAUUCCACUCAUCAUUUUUGCAAUUCUUUGCUUUUGGCUGCCGGAGAGCGCUCGUUACGAUGUCCUGACAGGAAACCAGGAGAAGGCUUUAAACACACUCAAACGCAUUGCAGCAGAGAAUAAUGUCCCCAUGCCGCUGGGAAAACUCAUAGUGGCCAGACAGGAGGACAGGGGCAAAAUCCAAGAUCUUUUCUCUCCACACUUCCGCUGGACCACUGUUCUGCUCUGGUUCAUAUGGUUCUCUAAUGCAUUCUCAUAUUAUGGUGUGGUUUUGCUGACCACUGAGCUUUUCCAGGAGGGAGGCGCCUGUGGUAGGGCGAAGGGCAGUAAAAGGGAGGCAGGUUGCAGUUUGGAGUGCAAAUAUCUGAAUUCAGAUGAUUACAAAGACCUUCUGUGGACCACACUUUCUGAGUUUCCUGGCCUGCUGGUGACCCUGUGGGCGAUUGAUCGAUUAGGGAGGAGGAAGACUAUGGCACUGUGUUUCUUUGUCUUCUCCCUCUGCAUUGUGCCGCUCUACGGCUGUGUGGGAAGGACUUCUUUGACAGUAUUUAUAUUCAUUGCGAGGGCUUUCAUCGCUGGAGGUUUCCAGGCUGCGUAUGUGUACACCCCUGAGGUGUAUCCCACAGCGACGAGGGCACUGGGUUUGGGCACCAGUAGUGGGAUGGCUCGGGUUGGCGCUCUCAUCACACCAUUUGUGGCACAGGUGAUGCUGGAAUCAUCUGUGUACCUGACUCUGUCGGUGUACUGUUGCUGCUGUUUGCUGGCUGCUAUCGCUUCCUGUGCCCUGCCCAUAGAGACCACAGGACGAGGCCUCCAGGAGUCCAGUCACAGGGAGUGGGGUCAGGAGAUGAUGGGACGGGCCUCAGACCACAGUCCUGGAGAGAUUCCACAUUCCAGCUCUGAAUCACAGGACUAAGAAACACCACCGAUAGGUUUGGAAAGACCACAAAGGAAUAGCAUUUUAAGAACUCUUGGUUUUGAUUUAAAUCCGUCCAUUAAUGACACAUUCCUCCAUCAAAGGUUGCAGGUUUUCUUUUUAUGAACCUCCAAACCAGAGAAAUGGAGUGGAAUAGAUUCCCAUCACAUAAUACUCCCCUUUUGCCCUAAGGAACUACAACAGGAGAUGAUGGGUUGAAAAUGGAUCUAAAACAUGACAAAUUGCAUUAUGCAGUUUAACACAUGAAAUCACCCUCACGUGAUCAGAGGAUCUGAGGAGCAUUUGAACCUGAAAGAUAGCACAAUAGAAUGAACGAUUGCGACAGGUUUAGUAUGAAAGCACUAGAAAGAGGAUUUGUUUAAUUUUUUAAGAGGGCUUUACACUCCAGCAUUCCUUUGGCAAAGUCAUGAGAACUUUUAUCUCUUCAUUGAAGCAAAGACAGGAUGCUGCUAUUAAUCAGACAUUGCACCAGUUUGUGGUCUGUUAUCUUGCUUUUUUCAACUAUUUACCAUAUUUUAAGCUGGUUAAAUGUUAUCCAUUCACAGUUUUAGACUUUCGCUGACAACAGUGACGUAUCUAGUGGACACCAAAGUCUUCAUUUCACACCUCUCCUCGUCCUCUCACCAGCUGCCAACUGCAAUCACUCAUGUAAAGUGUAUAAACUCCAGGUGAUCCCUUAUAAUCAGGCAUAUCAAAGGUUAUUGGAUUCCUCUUAUCUUAAAAUACAGCUCAAUAACAAUAAAACAAUAGCAAGUGGCUUUCAUCAGAACAGGUCUGUAGGUCAAAUAUAUUUUAUUAUUGUCUAUUCUAGCACAUCAGGCUUCAAGUAUAUUUUUCAAACGACGGCUUGCAUCAAAACACACAACAUUUAGCAACAAUCUUUGUUUAUUCAGCUCAACUGCUCAGUGCUAUAUUCAGUCAUUUGUAUUUCUGCCUUUUCAACCGUACAGUGGGUAUGUGUGUGGCAUGAUGGGAAGUGUGCAGUUGUUCCUGUGAGUGGAGAGAGUUGCCUGCCUUUUGCGAUUUAGUACUGCGUUUUGUGUCUGUGUGCACAGAUCUCUUGCCACUGCACUGGAUGUACAUGUAUGAUAACAAUAAAUUAUGCCU
Molecule: messenger RNA, 3024 nt
Organism: Onychostoma macrolepis
Lineage: Eukaryota; Metazoa; Chordata; Actinopteri; Cypriniformes; Cyprinidae
Gene: svopa
Product: SV2 related protein a
Exons: 16
Coding region: 247-1896 (549 amino acids)
Biological process (GO): transmembrane transport
Cellular component (GO): membrane
Molecular function (GO): transmembrane transporter activity
Source: RefSeq, a predicted model, not a curated record